UUUAAAAAGGCUUAAGGUGGAGUUGUCCUUCCUAGUUUCUAAAGAAAAUUCGGAUACUUUACUUCAAGAUUUGAUAGCUAUGUGUGCUAAGUGCAGUGGAGGUAUGAAAAUUAAGCCCAUGAAAGUUCAAGUACAGGGUGAUCCAGUCUUUCUUAAAAGACGAAUAAUUCCUUAUUGUCUUCGAGAAGCAGUACGUAAGGCAUUAAACGACUUGUGUGCGAAAGGCAUAAUUGAACCAAUUCAGUCUUCAGCAUGGGGUACUCCUAUCGUUACUCCACUGAAAUCGGAAGGCAAGACCCCUAGAAUUUGUGGUGACUAUAGAUUAACUCUGAAUUCCCGUUUGUUGAAGCAAACGUGCACGACGGUAGAAGCUGAAGAUAUUCUAAAUCGACUUCAUGGUUCUAAAGUGUUCUCGAAAGUUGACCUAAAAGAUGCUUAUCUUCAAAUUCCUUUAGAUGAAUCUUCAUCUAUUUUGACGACAAUUAACACUCCUUUUGGUCUGUUCAAAUACAAUUUCCUUCCAUUUGGUCUAAGUUGUUCUCCAGCCAUAUUUCAGGAAGUUAUGAAUAAAGUAGUUAGUGAUCUUGAAGGUGUUGAAGUUUAUCAAGAUGAUCUCAUUGUUCAUGGCUCUAAUAAGGUGGUUCAUGACCAGAGACUUAUUGCUUUAUUGCGUCGUUUAAUUGAGAAGAAUAUAACAGUGAAUCCAAAUAGGUG
Molecule: messenger RNA, 714 nt
Organism: Schistosoma mattheei
Lineage: Eukaryota; Metazoa; Platyhelminthes; Trematoda; Strigeidida; Schistosomatidae
Source: the annotation of a GenBank genome assembly